CCUGCUCUCACCGGGCCCGGGAUGGCGCCGCGGCUGCAGCUGGAGAAGGCGGCCUGGCGCUGGGCCGAGACGGUGCCGCCCGAGGCCGUGACGCAGGCGCACAUCGAGGCCGCCUACCGCGUCGGCCUGGAGCCCUGUCAGCGCGGGGCCUGCAGGAGAAACUGCCGAGGGAACCCAAAUUGCCUGGUGGGGAUUGGUGAGCACAUCUGGCUGGGAGAAAUCGACGAAAACACCUUUCACAACAUCGACGAUCCCAACUUUGAGAGGAGGAAAAAGAAUGCCUUUGUGGGUCUGACAAACUUGGGAGCUACCUGCUACGUCAACACUUUCCUACAGAUGUGGUUCCUGAAUUUGGAGCUUCGCCAGGCGCUCUAUUUGUGCCCAAUUGCCCGCCCGGAAUACGUGACGGCAGAGGGCUCUCCAGCAAACAAAGAUUAUGAGCCUCAAACCAUUUGCGAACACCUCCAGUACUUGUUCGCCUUGCUGCAGAACAGCCGGCGGCGUUACAUCGAUCCGUCGGGGUUUGUUAAAGCCCUGGGUUUGGACACAGGUCAGCAACAGGAUGCACAAGAGUUUUCCAAGCUCUUCAUGUCUCUAUUGGAGGACACCCUGUCCUCACAGAAGAACCCGGACGUGCGGGACAUUGUUCAGAAGCAGUUCUGUGGAGAGUACGCCUACGUCACGGUGUGCAACCAGUGUGGUAGAGAAUCCAAGCUCAUGUCCAAAUUCUAUGAGCUUGAGUUGAACAUCCAGGGCCACAAACAGCUGUCAGACUGCAUCACAGAGUUCCUGAAGGAAGAAAAACUGGAAGGGGACAACCGCUACUUCUGUGAAACCUGCCAGAGCAAGCAGAACGCCACCAGAAGGAUCCGUCUCUUGAGUCUUCCUUGUACCCUCAACCUGCAGCUCAUGCGCUUUGUGUUCGAUAGGCAAACAGGCCACAAGAAGAAGCUAAACACUUAUUUCGAGUUCUCCGAAGUGCUGGACAUGGAACCGUUCUUGGAAGACAAAGCCAGCGUCUUCGUCUACGAGCUCAGUGCAGUUCUGAUCCACCGUGGCGUGAGCGCCUACUCGGGCCACUACAUCGCCCACGUGAAAGACCCGCAGACGGGAGAGUGGUACAGGUUCAACGAUGAAGAGAUCGAGAAGAUGGAAGGCAAGAAGCUUCAGCUGGGGGCGGAGGAAGACUUAGAGCCUUCUAAAUCCCAGACGCGGAGGCCCAAGUGCGGGAAGGGCACGUACCGCUCCCGGAACGCCUACAUGUUGGUGUACAGGCUGCAGACGCGGGAGAAAUCGCUCACUGUUGAAAUCCCAGCUUUUCUACGAGAACUCGUAGAGCGGGAUAACAGCAAGUUUGAGGAGUGGUGCGACGAAAUGUCCGACAUGCGCAAGCAGAGCGUGGCCCGGGGCAAGAUCAAGCACGAGGAGGUGAAGGAGCUCUACCAGGAGUUGCCCGCCAAAGCUGGCUGCCCCUAUGACUUCGUGCCCUUGGAGUGGCUGCAGCAGUGGCUGGAGGAAUCGACGCCCCCCAAGCCCAUUGACAACUCAGCCUGCUUGUGUCCGCACGGCAGGCUGCACCCGGAUAAAAUCCCCACCGUCAAGCGGGUCUCCGAGUACGUCGCCGACUAUUUCUACAAGCGAUACGGAGGGGGGCCCCGGCUGACGGUGAAGGCGCUCUGCAGGGACUGCGUGGUGGAGCGGUGCCGAGUCCUGCGGCUGAAGAACCAGCUCAAUGAGGACUACAAGGCCGUCUCCAACUUGCUGAAAGUGGCCGUCAAGGGGAACGACGGGUUUUGGGUCGGGAAGUCGUCCUUGAGGAGUUGGCGUCAGCUGGCCUUGGAGCAGCUGGAUUACCCAGACGAGGACGGGGACCAAAGCAACGGCAACAUGAACGGCGAUGCCAAGAGCAAAGAUGAAUCCGGCACGGAAAAGCGAGAGGAAGAGGAGCUGAAGUUCAACGAGGACAUCGUUUGCCCCCACGGCAGCCUGUGCAUCUCGGAGAACGAGCGGAGGGUCAUUUCCAGAGAGGCCUGGGAGAAGCUGCAGUGUUACUUCCGCAGCGCCCCGGAGUUCCCAAACAGCCGAGACUCCUGUUCCCAGUGCAAGAUUCUGGAACGGGAAGGAGAGGAGAACGAAGCCCUCCACAAGAUGAUGGCCGGCGAGCAGAAGGCGUCCCUUGCAAACCUCUUCCAGGACAAAAGCCGCCCGUGCCUCAGCGCCUGGCCAGAGGAGGUCGGGGAGCUGUACGUUGUCUCCAGGUUCUUUGUGGAAGAGUGGAGGAAGUUUGUGAGGAGGCCAACGCGGUGCAGCCCCGUCUCCUCGGUAGGGAACCGGGAUCUCCUCUGUCCCCACGGCGGCUUGAUGUUCACCUUCGCGUCCAUGACCAAAGAAGACUCUAAACUUAUAGCUCUCAUAUGGCCCAGCGAAUGGGAGAAGAUCCAAAAGCUCUUCGUGGUGGACCACGCCAUCAGAGUCAUCCGGAGGCGGUCCGCCGAGGCCGGCACCGAGAGCCUGCCCUACAUCACUGAGCCCGAGCUGUGCUCGGACUGCAGGGAGGGCCUCCUGUGCCAGCAACAGAGGGACAUGCGGGAGUACGCCCAGGCCACCAUCUACGUCCGCAAAGUGGUGGACAACAAAAAGGUCAUGAAGGAUGCCGCCCCAGAGCUCAACGUGAGCAGCUCAGAGGCGGAAGAAGAGAGGGAGGAGGCCCGGCUGGAAGGGGAGCAGGACCCGGAUUUUAACCAGGCCAACAGCAACGCGAAACGCCAAAAAGUGUCGCACCCGACCUACAUGGUCUACCAAAAGCAGGGGAUCCGGCGGAGCACCAGGCACCGGAAGGUCCGUGGGGAGAAGGCGCUCCUUGUCUCUGCCAACCAGACGCUGAAAGAUCUGAAGAUCCAGAUCAUGCACGCCUUCUCCGUUGCGCCGUUCGACCAGAACCUGUCGAUCGACGGGACGAUCCUCACCGACGAUUCGGCCACCCUCGGCAGCCUCGGGGUCACUCCAGAAUCCGUUGUCCUGCUAAAGGCCGACGAGCCCAUUGUGGACUAUGCAGCAAUAGACGACGUGAUGCAAGUCUGUAUGCCUGAAGAAGGAUUUAAAGGGACUGGUCUCCUCGGACACUAACCCUUUCGACAGCUCCUGCCUGCGUCAGAAGUAGCCCGGCUGGGGGGAUGCGUUUGGGAACUGGCUGGGCGUUCCGGGGCAAGUGGACCUGAAGGCCAGCCGCUCGGCCCCUCCCGUCGGCGGGGCUCCGUUCUGAAGGACUGCCCCAGAUGCCUUGCGUCAGAAUGGACCGUGCUGCAGCUUCAGAGGGACUCCUGAGGAGGGCGGCUCUGGCUUUGGACCCCCCCCCCUUCACCACCAAGGUGGAGCGUUGUCUAGCAGUCAGGAACGGAUGACACCUUGGGCCACCUUCUAGCGGAGGCGGACGAGGGACGGGGGCUGCUUCCACUGCUGUUCAUUGCUUUUCACCCCUCAAGCCUUCUCUUUCGAAAUGGCUGUCGUCGAGGCCUACACCCAGCAAUUUAGCAGGGUCUGGGGGCUCUCACAGGGCUGUGCUUCCAGCAUCUUCGGGCCUUGGUCGCUCGUGCAGUUCGAAACGUCCAGCUUUCCCCACGUUUCGUAGGCGCCCCCUUCCCCUCCUGGAGUGAAAGCCACGACACACCUGCAGAAAGAGCCCUUCCAUCACCUGAGUGGCCGGGGGGGAAGAGGGUGGCAAUUAUUCGCAGCCUCUUCAUCCGUUUGCACCUGCCCUCUUUGCUUCCAGUAUCUUCAGGUGGUCUCUGAUCAUCACCCUGAACUUCCUCUGCAGGGCAACUUAGUUCUGUUCCUUUCAACAACUUCCUCCAGGAGAGAGGGGUGGGCGUAGGAAUGGCGGGCCCACUGUGACGCUGUGCAGGGGCAGCCGAAGAGUUUCCGGUCUCGGGACUUUGUACCAGCUUCGCUCCCGUUGUCCUGUGCUGAAGUGAAAGCCAGGGGUGUGGCGCGAGGAGGCGGCGGUGGGCGUCCUUCACGCUGGGCUGCCUGCCUGCCUACCUCUCGGUUGCUUCGAGGGGGCACUGUGCACCAACAGCUUCCUUAGACCUUCAGGAACCGUCUCUAAAAGGGCUUUUUCUUGAUCUCUGCUCAACCA
Molecule: messenger RNA, 4135 nt
Organism: Elgaria multicarinata webbii
Lineage: Eukaryota; Metazoa; Chordata; Lepidosauria; Squamata; Anguidae
Gene: USP48
Product: ubiquitin specific peptidase 48
Exons: 27
Coding region: 22-3126 (1034 amino acids)
Biological process (GO): protein deubiquitination
Cellular component (GO): cytosol; nucleus
Molecular function (GO): protein binding; cysteine-type deubiquitinase activity; cysteine-type endopeptidase activity
Source: RefSeq, a predicted model, not a curated record